GCGGGGGCGUGCCCGAGAGGCGGGUGGGUGCCACUCAGGACUCCCUCCUCGUGCUCGGCGUGGAGACCCCCACUGCCGCCGGGAUCGCCACUGCCCCCGCCUCAGUAUUCCCGCCUCGGCCCCGGGGUGCGCCUCGCACGUUUGGAAAAAACAACAAAACAGGCUCCUGCUGCUGUUCUUGGAGCAUGGGAGGCUGCUGAGCUUACACAGCAGGGUCCAGAAGGAGCUGCGUGUCUCCCCCGUGGCAGGGAGGGCAUCCAUGGCUGCAGCCAACAAGGGCAACAAGCCCAGAGUCCGGAGUAUCCGCUUUGCAGCAGGCCAUGAUGCGGAGGGCUCCCAGAGCCACGUCCACUUCGAUGAGAAGCUGCAUGACUCGGUGGUCAUGGUCACCCAGGAGAGUGACGGCAGCUUUCUGGUUAAGGUUGGCUUCCUGAAGAUCCUGCACAGGUAUGAGAUCACCUUCACUCUGCCCUCGGUGCAAAGGCUGAGCAAGGACGUCCGAGAGGCACCUGUGCCCAGCCUGCACCUCAAGCUCCUCAGCAUCAUGCCUGUCCCAGAAGGUUACAGCGUCAAGUGUGAGUACACAGCGCACAAGGAAGGCGUCCUCAAGGAGGAGAUGCUGCUAGCCUGUGAAGGUGGCACAGGCACCUGUGUGCGAGUGGUGGUGCAGGCCCGCGUCAUGGACCGGCACCAUGGCACACCCAUGCUGCUGGAUGGAGUCAAGUGCGUGGGUGCUGAGCUAGAAUACGACUCGGAACACAGCGACUGGCACGGCUUCGACUGAGGCCCAUGCCCCCGCCCACCUUGGGGCCCCUCAGCCUUAAUCUCCACCUCAUCUCCCCAAAUGCUGCAUGAUGGUGUGGCUUCCUCAUCUGUCCCUAGGAUGGGCAUGGGGGUGGUGUGUCUAGGAGCCUCUAAGCUGGGGCCUUGCCCACGCCUCACCUCUGCCUUCAUUCAUGCCACCUCCCUGCCUCUCCUGUGUCUUCCUCUUCCCACUUCCUCCUCUCCAUGUGCCUCAGUCUCCUGCGGGAAGAAAUGGGUUGAGCCCCCAAGGAGGCUAUCUGAGGAGGGGUGGGGGAGGGGGAGGACCUAGGGUGGGUUUUACCUAUCCCUCCCCACUUGCAAGCCAUAGGAGCUCCAGCCAGGGCCUGGAGAGGAGGGAGCUGGCUGUGAUGUUGUCAUUUCCAUUACUGCUGCUGCUGUCUCAUGUAAGCCACCUCUCCUGCCUCCUCCCUCUCCCACUGCUGUCUAUGGUGAGUGGAGGGAGGUGCAGUUCCCAGCUCCUGCACCCAGGUGUAUGUCACUUGGUUUUUAAACAAUGGUUGGGAUGAAAUCCUAAAGAAAUAAAACUUUCAGUGGAUACCAGA
Myotis myotis is the source of this 1367-nucleotide messenger RNA. RefSeq names its product chromosome unknown C20orf27 homolog (gene ADISSP). The transcript is spliced from 7 exons. Lineage: Eukaryota; Metazoa; Chordata; Mammalia; Chiroptera; Vespertilionidae. The record is from RefSeq and is a predicted model, not a curated record. Bases 260 to 784 code for a protein of 174 amino acids.